Dipodomys ordii (Ord's kangaroo rat) is the source of this 2053-nucleotide messenger RNA. RefSeq names its product WD repeat domain, phosphoinositide interacting 2 (gene Wipi2). The transcript is spliced from 13 exons. The coding region runs from base 160 to 1551 and encodes 463 amino acids. Gene Ontology annotation, molecular function: phosphatidylinositol-3,5-bisphosphate binding; protein binding; phosphatidylinositol-3-phosphate binding. NCBI's taxonomy places the organism in Eukaryota, Metazoa, Chordata, Mammalia, Rodentia, Heteromyidae. Gene Ontology annotation, biological process: protein lipidation; nucleophagy; protein localization to phagophore assembly site. The record is from RefSeq and is a predicted model, not a curated record. Gene Ontology annotation, cellular component: cytosol; phagophore assembly site membrane; extrinsic component of membrane.
GCAUAAACAAGAGCGGGGACGGGAUGAGGCGGCGGUUGGUCCCCGAGCGGCGAGUGGCGGCGACUGUGGUGGCGAACGGGUCCCGGCGCAGCCCCUGAGCGCAGCCUGACCCGGCCCCGCGCGCGCGCCCCCGCGGGCCCAUCCGCCGCGCGCGCAGCCAUGAACCUGGCGAGCCAGAGCGGCGAGGCCGGCGCCGGCCAGCUGCUGUUCGCCAACUUCAACCAGGACAACACAAGAGAGAAAAAGAGAGCAAGAGCAUCUGGUCGUCGUCAUCGUGACUAUGCCUGGUCCCUAGCAGUUGGUAGUAAGUCCGGUUAUAAGUUUUUCUCCCUUUCUUCUGUGGAUAAGCUGGAACAGAUCUAUGAAUGCACUGACACAGAAGAUGUGUGCAUCGUGGAAAGAUUGUUCUCGAGCAGCUUAGUGGCCAUCGUUAGUCUCAAAGCUCCCAGGAAACUGAAGGUUUGCCACUUUAAGAAGGGAACAGAGAUCUGCAACUACAGCUAUUCCAACACCAUCCUGGCCGUGAAGCUCAACAGGCAGAGGCUCAUCGUGUGUCUGGAGGAGUCUCUGUAUAUACACAACAUCCGGGACAUGAAGGUACUGCACACCAUCAGGGAGACCCCCCCAAACCCCGCAGGCUUGUGCGCGCUGUCAAUAAACAACGACAACUGCUACUUGGCCUAUCCAGGCAGUGCCACCAUUGGAGAGGUGCAAGUCUUCGAUACCAUUAAUCUGAGAGCUGCAAACAUGAUCCCGGCUCAUGACAGUCCUUUAGCUGCGCUGGCUUUCGAUGCAAGUGGGAGCAAACUAGCCACUGCUUCUGAGAAGGGGACCGUGAUUAGGGUAUUUUCCAUUCCAGAGGGACAGAAACUCUUUGAGUUCCGGAGAGGAGUAAAGAGGUGUGUGAACAUCUGCUCACUGGCCUUCAGCAUGGACGGCAUGUUCCUGUCUGCAUCCAGCAACACGGAGACUGUGCACAUCUUCAAACUGGAGACAGUAAAGGAGAAGCCUCCGGAGGAGCCUACCACCUGGACCGGCUACUUUGGGAAGGUGCUCAUGGCCUCCACCAGCUACCUGCCCUCCCAGGUGACAGAAAUGUUCAACCAGGGCCGAGCCUUUGCCACCGUCCGCCUGCCAUUCUGUGGCCACAAGAACAUCUGCUCCUUGGCCACGAUCCAGAAGAUUCCCCGGCUACUGGUAGGGGCAUCGGACGGCUACUUGUACAUGUACAACCUGGACCCCCAGGAGGGCGGCGAGUGUGCGCUCAUGCGCCAGCAUAGGCUGGAUGGCAGCAUGGAGACCACCAGUGAAAUCGUAGACUCUGCCUCCCACGACUGCCCACUAGUUACUCAGACGUACAGCACAGCGGCGGCCAAAGGUGCCUACACGCCCUCAUCUCCCACCAGACUUGGCAAGGGGCAAGACACCAACUUAGAAGCCUACACGGACGACCUGGGUGCCGUGGGCGGUACUUGCCUGGAGGAGGAAGCCAGCGCCCUGCGCCUGGAUGAGGACAGUGAGCAUCCCCCCAUGAUCCUCCGCACGGACUGAGCCGGCCACGCCGCCUGCUGAGGGCUGCACACUGCUGCUAUGAACUUGGGGCCCGGGAGAGGACGGCACACCCAAGCGGGGUCCUAACGAUAGUCCACCUCCACUCUGGAGAAAACACGUUUCACUUCAGUGGCUUCUCAUCCUGCUUAUGGAUUUUAGCUUUCUGUUUUCUCUCUUUUUUUUUUUAAUUUUUUGUUUUUUUUUUUUGCCAAAAUGAAUGGAUUGGUGAAGUCCUUGGAGUCUCCUGGCUUUGUGUGCAUGCCAUGCCACGCCAGCACGGAGCGCUCCAGCCUCCCAAUAGCAAUUGCCGUGGUCAGCCUCAAUGAGAGGCCAUCCUUGGGAGGCCACAAAGGCGGGAGGAAUAUGGGCAGGGGGGGCUUCCGCGGGGACAGGCGGGGGCCGCCCGCUGGGGGCCGACCUGGAUGGCGGCCUCUUGCCCUCCAGCCCACCUGGACAAUUUCCCUCUACUGUAUUUUGUUAAUUAAAUUCUUUCCAAGUUGGA